GUAGUAAAAACGAGCCCGUCAACAAGAUUGCAAGAGCGGUGGGCAUUUUCCUGAAGUUUCGCAACUUUCAACCUAAUAAAAAGCAAUUAGUAGGCAGAGCUACAUUGCGGUGCACUCUGAUGUACCUGACACGCAAAUUUGGAGCCAGUGGGCUCUAGCGCUUAUAUAAUGGCCUUGACACUGUGUCGCAAAUUUUUGGCCUGGCAAGUGCAAGGCCAACGAAGGCGGCUGCUUAGCACAGAACUGACAGCUGCACUGCGUCCAUUCUACUUUGCCGUUCACCCGGAUCUCUUUGGACAGUAUCCGGAGCAGAGGCAGACUAACGAAGAGUCCUUGAAGAUGCUCAGCGCACAUCUGGAGUCACUUUAUGAGCGCAACUAUCGGAGCACCCAGGAUGCCAAGGUGCUAAAGUUUUAUGUGCGCGAGAGCGCCGAAGUCGAAAAACGUGACUCGUUCAAACUGGUUCAGAUUCGCAUGGAUAGUCAUGCGCGCGACGCAAAGUCAUUUAUACAGAAUCUACUGGAGUUAUGCAAUCUCUCGACUGAGUACAUAAAGACUGUGAAAACGGCGACGCACAGCAGGCCGCAGGAGCAGAGCAUGGCCUACAAGCCUGGCCAGGAUUACAACUAUGAUGUGGAGUUUGCGGAGUUCGAGUCGGAAUUUCGUCACGAACGCGCUGAAAAGAAGCCUGAUUUGGCCACUUGGGUGGCAGAUAAUGUAGAGAAGGCCAAUCAACGCACCAAAGACACAGCGGAACUCAAAGCCGAAAUUGAUAAGCUGCAGGUGGAGUUGGUAAAAAAGCUGCAGUUGCGCGAUGCGCGCUACGAAUGCGGCUGGAAUAUUGAACACUACCGGGGGUGUCUGAAAACUCUGGAGCGUUUGGCCAACACGCACAUGACUGAUUUGGACGCGCUUCGCAAUCGAAUCGUUGUUUUCGCGCCCUUCACAGGAAUCAGCCUGGAAGGGCAUGUGAUGCUGUUUACGGGCGAUGUGCUCAACAAUUGGAUUGAUUUUAUCAAGAACAUUCCAAAACACGAUGCCUACCUCAAAGUGGUGCCCGUGUACGAGCAAACGCUUGCCCAAGUGUUGCGCGGCAUUCAGAUUGGGAGACGCAAAUUUAUGCCAAAACAACAGGCCAGCGGGUAUGCUAAUCAUUUAAUGAAGGUUACGACAUCGCUGAACGAUUAUCUGGGCAAGCAGAAAUAUCCGAAAGCAUGGCCCGAAUCUCUGGGAGAGUUCACCAUUGUGGUGGAAUCGGAGGCGGGCCCCUUAAUGGUCAGUCCAACGGGUCAAUAUAUUACGCCAGCCACGUGUCCCGGCGCCAUACUCGUCGAUUUCAUCACACAACACAUGGAACUGGCACGUGAGCGCAUGCGCAAAUACGAAGCGGACAAACACAUCGAGCAGCAGCUCAUCGAUGAGUGUAUGAGUCAACUUAAGCUACAGGCAUUAACCAAAGACGAUGCUGUCACGCCAGAUAAAAUGAUAUCAGCCUUGAGUGAACUGCGCCAAUGCCAGCCACAGUCGUUUGCGCACCUCAAACUUCAUAUAACCCACUACUAUUCCGUGCUGACAGAUGGUAUUGUGUGCAUACCAUGGGACUUUAUGAAUAAUAAAUAGAGGACUAUUAGCAUUAUUAUUAUUUUCUCAUGUGCCUUACGAGCGUUUCCGGCUGUGAAUCAGUGACCAGGAAUAAACUCAUGUCUUCUCAUA
Messenger RNA from Scaptodrosophila lebanonensis, 1713 nucleotides. Its product is annotated as T-cell activation inhibitor, mitochondrial. The record is from RefSeq and is a predicted model, not a curated record. NCBI's taxonomy places the organism in Eukaryota, Metazoa, Arthropoda, Insecta, Diptera, Drosophilidae. Gene Ontology annotation, cellular component: mitochondrion. Bases 169 to 1620 code for a protein of 483 amino acids. The transcript has 2 exons.